CAUGCGCAUUUAAGAGGGGGAAAGCUGUUCGUGUUGACUUGUGAGUGGACGGCGGCUUCUUCCUUUCUUGUGGGUUUACUACCGGGUUGCAAACCGACUGUAAAGGUAACCAUAUUUACGCUGUAUGCCACGUCAUCAAAGCGCGACACCGGCGGGCUGUUUCUGUUCAAAGUAAAACAGAAGCCGGUGACGUGCAGCUAGUGGGGCUCUGAAAAUAUGGAGAAAGUUUUGUGUGAUGUUCACGGCACUACGUGUUUGCUCAAGACUGGUGUAAAGGAAGGGCCGAGUAAAGGCAAAAGCUUUUAUGUUUGUACUGCGCGUGACCCAGCACCCUGCGACUUUGCACUGGCUGCAGACAUUCCCCCAUCUCACUGCCUUCAGCAUGAGGACUCUAUGGUUGAACUCCAAACACUAAUAUACAGUGAAACACAAGACAAAUGCAGGUUGUUUUAUCGCUGCACACUGGGAAAAACACGUGGACAGAAGUGGUGUGGUGGUGUUCCCUGGAAAGAGAAAGAACCUGAGAAACGGACUGACUUAUCAGACGAAAAUCAAACCUCCAUCCUCCCUCCAGUCAGAAACCCUUUCAAAACAACCCAAUGCAGGAGAGAUCAAGACAGUAAAUUGCAUAAAGAUGUCAAAACGGACAAAAAACACCUUAAUACCGAAGAUCAUGCAAAUACUGAAAAUGAGGGAGGAAAUGCCAACAAAACAGAGAUUAAAAAGGAUAGCAAGAAUGAACCUACAGGUCAAGGUGGUUUGAAUGGAGAGGGGGAACACCCUCCCAUAGUUUCAGAUUCCUGGAGGACCAAAAAGCUCCCUGCAGGGAUGAAGAUAAAGAAGAGAGUGUCUGAUGAUGAAAGACGAGGGCAUACAGCGGAAGACAGAAAGUGCCCUGAAAGUCCAGACAGUGUGGAGGAAAGUGCGAGAAUCCAAAGCCUGGCAGAGAAAUUGAGUGAAUCCUGUAGCGUCAAAGACAAGCAGAAGUCUACAGAAGCGGGCGGCUCUCCUCAAAGCCCUUCAAAGAGCUCCUCUGGCUGUGAUAAGAAAACUGCAGUAGAGAAUAAACCAAAAGACGGCAUUGUUUCAAACAAGCAAAGCUCUUUUGAAUCAAAAUCAGAUAUGAGUCAAACUACCUUGAGCUCCACAUCCCAAGAUAUCCCAGUUACUGAAAAGCCAACUGCAGUUAGUGUUCAAAAAACAGAAACAAACCAGAAGGACCAGAAAAAGAUCAUGAGCUCUCCAUUUGGUGAGUGGAGUGAUGGUGAAGAUGAUGAUGAUGUUCAGCUGGUAUCGAUACAGCCUGGUCCUCAACAGUGUGCGCAGACUCCACUUGCACCUGUUCAAAAAACGCUUACCUCUUACCCCGGGUUCCAGCCUGCUACUAAAGUCCAGGCUCAAUCUGAGGACCCCAUGACCCUCCACAGCCAUCUCACAUCCCAGCUCAAGCAGAAGAAGGCUACUCUUUCAGCGGUGAAUGUAUCUGCUCUGCCAGAUAAAGGGGAGCGUUUAAAGAGUCAGGUGAAGGAGCUGGAAGAUGCUCUGGAGUCUCUGAGUUUGACCCCAGCUUCUCUGUCUGAGGCUCAGGAUAAAGACAGAAAAGAGGCAGAACCGAAACCCACACCCAGCCAGUCCAAUCCCUUCAGCCGACCUGGAGGCACCAUCUUCUUGCCCACAGCUUCAGCCCCCAUGUUACAGGGAUCCUCUGGCGGCUCACUGGGGAUGAAUCUGAGCCAGGGCUACUCGCAGAUGUUUAGCGUGAAUGCUCAGGGCCAGGGCUUUUACGGGGGCAGGAUGACUGAGAACAGAAUGCUGGCUGUACGCAAUGCCACCACUGAGGCUAUUGACCAUCUGCACAACUCGCUGGAGUCUUGCCCAUCAGAGGACACAGAAGCACAGGAUCCCAAGGGAAUCAAGGUGAACCUGUUGCCACAUCAGAGGAAAGCUCUGGCCUGGCUGCUGUGGAGAGAGACACAGAAGCCUUGUGGAGGAAUUCUGGCUGAUGACAUGGGUCUGGGAAAGACCCUCACUAUGAUCGCUCUCAUUUUGGCUCAGAAGAAGAAAGAUGAAAAAUUGGAGGAAUGGAUCUCUAAAAAUGAUUCAUCCCUAGUGGCUUCACAGGGGACUUUGAUCAUCUGUCCUGCUUCUCUGGUGCAUCACUGGAAGAAAGAGAUUGACAGGCGUGUGAAGAGCAGUCGCCUCAGUGUGUAUUUGUACCAUGGCCCCAACCGACAGAGGAGUGCGAGCGUCCUUGCUGAGCACGAUGUGGUGAUCACCACAUACAGUCUGGUUUCUAAGGAGAUCCCUGUUCAGAAGGAGGAUGCAGAGAAACCCUCUCAGGACUCUGAUCGUGUGACCUCAGACCUCCCUCCCCUCAUGCGUGUAGCCUGGGCACGCGUGAUUCUCGAUGAGGCACACAACAUUAAAAACCCCAAAGUCCAGACGUCCAUGGCGGUGUGUAAGCUGCGGGCCCGAGCCCGCUGGGCUGUCACUGGAACUCCCAUUCAAAACAACCUGCUGGAUAUGUAUUCACUGUUAAAGUUCCUGAGAUGUUCUCCAUUUGAUGAAUAUAAGCUUUGGAAAGCUCAGGUAGAUAAUGGCUCAAAGAGAGGAGGAGAGCGAUUGAACAUUCUUACCAGAACGCUGCUGCUUCGUAGGACCAAAGACCAGCAGGACUCUUCUGGCAAACCACUGGUGUCUCUGCCUGACCGCACAUGUGAGGUCCACAGAUUGAAGUUGUCUGAAGAUGAGCAGGCUGUAUAUGAUGUUGUGUUUGCACAAUCUAGGUCAACACUUCAGAACUAUCUUAAGAGACAUGAAGGAGGGGACACUAAAAAGGGAGACAAUAGUAACCCUUUUGACAAAGUUGCUCGGGAGUUUGGGAUGUCUCAGCAGAGCUCGCUGUCUUCAUCACAGCAGCCUCAGGCCUCCAGCACCAUCCACAUCCUCUCACUUCUGCUGAGACUUCGACAGUGUUGCUGUCAUCUGUCACUGCUCAAAAAGACCCUGGAUCAGUCGGAGCUGCAGGGGGAUGGUGUCACUCUGUCUCUCGAAGAGCAGCUGUGUGCUUUAUCUCUGUCUGAGACCUCAGAUUCGGAGCAGAAAGACAUGGUGUCACUGAAUGGCACCCGCUUUAGUUCAGAGCUCUUCCAGGAGAGUCUUGAAAGCACUAAGAUAUCAGCCAUUUUGACAGAGUUGAGAGUUAUUAGAAAGAAAGAUCAGAAAAGUGUGAUAGUGUCUCAGUGGACCAGUAUGCUGCACAUUGUUGCUGUUCACUUGAAGAAGAUGGGGCUAAGCUUUGCAGUAAUCGAUGGCACAGUCAAUCCUAAACGCAGAAUAGACCUUGUCGAAGAGUUCAACACUAACCCCAAAGGGCCGCAGGUGAUGCUGGUGUCUUUGUGUGCUGGAGGUGUAGGCCUUAAUCUCAUUGGAGGAAAUCAUCUUUUUCUAAUCGACAUGCAUUGGAACCCAGCACUUGAGGAUCAGGCCUGUGAUCGUAUCUACAGGGUGGGACAACACAGGGAUGUUACAAUACAUAGGUUUGUGUGUGAAGGAUCAGUGGAGGAUAAGAUCUCUUCUCUACAGGAGAAGAAGAAAGAGCUGGCAAAGACGGUCUUGUCUGGAACUGGAUCAUCAUUCACUAAGCUGUCUCUAGCAGAUCUCAGGGUCAUCUUUGGUGUGUGAUGUGUAUGUUUUAGAGAACGAAAUAUUAGUCCAGUCUCAGCAUGAUUUUAUUUGUUGUCAUUGUUUUUUUUAUCAGUGUACUGUAUGAAAAAUGAAAUGCAGAAAUCCAAGAAUUUGUUUUCAAAUGUUGCAUAUUUAUUCUGAAUAAAUAUAAGGUUACGAA
This is a messenger RNA of Misgurnus anguillicaudatus (oriental weatherfish), 3847 nucleotides long. The record is from RefSeq and is a predicted model, not a curated record. Lineage: Eukaryota; Metazoa; Chordata; Actinopteri; Cypriniformes; Cobitidae.